GUUGUUUUGCAUGAAUUGAUAACAGGAACAUUCAUAACUUCGUGUUGCAGAAUUCACCGCAAUAAUUACGAUAAUCCGUUUAAUUCCACGUAAUUGAAGUAUUUAAUGUUUUAAUAAUUCAAUUAAUGGUAUAAAACACGUGUUUGUAAGUCGCCGAAUUCCAAAAUGAAGAACAGAUUCAACACGUACGAUCUAAUCUGCUCCGUCGUUGAGCUCCAAAGAUUGAUCGGUAUGCGUGUGAAUCAAGUCUACGACAUAGACAACAAAACGUACCUGAUUAGAUUACAACAAGGUGAAAAUAAAGCUGUGCUUUUGAUGGAAGCUGGUACUCGAAUUCAUACUACGUCGUUCGAAUGGCCGAAGAAUAUGGCUCCUUCGGGUUUCAGUAUGAAAUUGAGGAAACAUAUUCGUAACAAGAGAUUGGAGAAGUUGGUUCAGCUCGGUAUAGAUCGUAUCGUUGAUUUACAAUUUGGUUCUGGUGAAGCGGCGUAUCAUGUUAUUUUAGAAUUAUACGACAGAGGAAACAUUAUUUUUACCGAUCACGAACACAUUAUUUUGAAUAUAUUGAGACCUCAUACAGAAGGAGAAGAUGUCAAGUUCAUGGUACGUGAGCAAUAUCCUUCUGAUAGAGGUAAAACUCGCCCACUACCUCCUUCGGAAGAUCAGCUAAAAGAAAUUAUUGCCGGAGCUAAACCCGACGAUACGUUGAAGAAAUUACUGAAUCCGCAUUUGAUCUAUGGUCCUGCUGUUAUCGAACAUAUGUUGCUAAAAGUUGGUCUACCACCUUCUACCAAAGUGAAGAGUUUCAACGUGGAGGAUAUUUCUAAAAUCAUCGAAGCUUUCGGUAUAGCUGAGGCGAUCAUCGAUGCGGCGUUUACUCCUGAUCAUAAAGGGUACAUCAUUCAGAAGAAAGAAAAAGGAAUCAAGGAUGGUCAAGAUUUCUUCAGUAAUCAAGAAUUUCAUCCGAUGAUAUUCGAGCAAAGUAAAAAUGCCCCUUACAUCGAGUACGAUUCGUUCGAUAAAUCGGUCGAUGAAUUUUUCUCCAACAUGGAGAGUCAAAAAAUCGAUAUGAAAGGAGUUCAACAAGAAAUGUCAGCAUUGAAAAAACUGGAUAAUGUUCGUAAAGAUCACGAAAAAAGAAUAAUGCAGUUGGAAAAAUCCCAAGUUGAAGAUACGAAGAAAGCAGAGCUAAUCACACGUAAUCAGGAACUAGUCGACGAUGCUAUUUUAGCCAUUAGAAAGGCUAUAGCUAAUCAGAUGCCUUGGUCUGAUAUUAAAAAUCUCGUCAAGGAAGCUACCAAUUGCGGUGAUUCGGUGGCAUGUGUGAUUAAAGAAUUGAAAUUGCAUAUUAACAAUAUUACUUUGUUAUUAACCGAUCCUUACGAGGAAUACGAUGAAACCGGUGAAGUUCUGUUCAAACCAUCGUUGGUUGAUAUCGAUUUAGAUUUGUCAGCUCACGCUAAUGCUAAAAGGUAUUAUGAAAAACGUCGUCAAGCUGCUACUAAACAAAAGAAAACAAUCGAAUCGCAAGACAAAGCGUUCAAAUCGGCCGAGAAGAAAACCAAAAUGACGUUAAAAGAGGUCAAAACCAGCGUCAGCAUUAGUAAAGCUCGUAAAGUAUACUGGUUCGAAAAAUUCUUCUGGUUUAUCUCGUCAGAAAAUUAUCUAGUAAUCGGCGGCCGAGACCAACAACAAAACGAGUUAAUCGUCAAGAGAUACCUGAAGAAAAACGACAUCUACGUACACGCAGGUAUCGUCGGUGCCAGUAGUAUCGUUAUCAAGAACCCUAAAUCCGAUCCAGUGCCUCCUAAAACGCUCAUCGAAGCUGGUACCAUGGCUAUGUGCUACAGUACAGCUUGGGAAGCUAAAGUGGUCACCAGUGCAUGGUGGGUGUACGCGAAUCAAGUCUCGAAAACUGCUCCAACCGGAGAAUACCUUGCUACGGGUAGUUUCAUGAUACGUGGCAAGAAGAAUUUCCUUCCUCAGUGUCAUCUUAUUAUGGGAUUCACGUUUAUGUUCAAAUUAGACGAUGGGUCGUUAGAAAGGCAUUUGAAUGAACGUAAGAAGAGGGAGAUAGACGAUGGUCAGAAUGAAGCAAACGAUGUGCAGAACGAGCCCUUGGAAGAGAUCGAACUCGAGGGAGAAUCCAGCGAUGAAGAAGAUAACGCGACUGCAGAAGGAAAUACCGAAUCGACUUCGAAUGAAGAUUCUGCUUCAGCUUAUCCAGAUACCGAAGUAGUUGUAGUUCCUCAAUCCGAUAAUAAUCAAUACAGUAUCGAAGUGAAGGUUCCAACGUUGGAAAAACCUGUUAAAAAAGAAGAAAGAAAAUCGGUCAGCAGCGAACACGACGAAGAUUACGUUAUUUAUCUAGGCGACGAUAAACCGAUCGUUAUUAAACCAAAAGAAGCGAAGAAAAACGAUAAGAAAGUCUCGUUUAGCAGACAGAUUAGCGAAAAAGAAGAAACUAAAGAUACCGUAAAAGUCGAACAAAAAGAAAGUAAACCGAAAAGAGGUCAGAAAAGCAAGUUGAAAAAAAUCAAAGAAAAAUACAAAGAUCAAGACGAAGAAGAACGUGAAAUGAGAAUGAAAAUUCUCCAAGGAUCAUCCGAUAAAAAAGAAGAUAAAAAGAAGAAGAAAAACAAGAAAUCAACCCCGGUAGUCGUUAGCAAAAAAGAACCCCAGCCGAAAAAAGCACCCGCACCUGUGCAGCUUCUAUCAGCAGCCGACGAAGAGGUACAAAAAGCAUACGCGACCGAAAACGAAGAAGAUGACGAAGACAAAGAAGUCAACGAGUUGACUACAGCUAACGAUAUCGAUAUGUUGGAUUCGUUGACAGGGCAACCAGUCGCCGAAGACGAACUUCUAUUCGCAGUUCCUGUGAUCGCUCCUUAUAACGCUAUUGUUAAUUAUAAGUAUAAAGUAAAAUUAACCCCAGGUACGGGUAAACGAGGUAAAACUGCGAAGACUGCUUUGAACGUCUUCCUGAAAGAUCGAGCAGCUUCAACUCGAGAAAAAGAUUUACUCAAGUUCGUCAAAGAUCAAGAUUUAGCUAGAAACUUCCCCGGUAAAGUUAAACUUUCCGCGCCUCAACUUACCAAGCAUAAGUAAAGUACGAGUAAUGGUCUUGAUUGUGAUAUUGAGUGUUUCCUUGUGUUUCCCUUAUUCUUUGAUUUAGUGCGUUUUUUUUUUUUUUUUUAACACUUAUUUGUUCGUUUUACUUUGUUUAAGCUGUGAAAAUAUUACGUAAUAAGCAGCGAGAUAAUUUUCUGCGCUGGAAACUACAACAUUUUACUAGUAAUACAUGUUAUUUUCAAGUUUGAA
This is a messenger RNA of Planococcus citri (citrus mealybug), 3321 nucleotides long. RefSeq names its product Nuclear export mediator factor NEMF homolog Clbn (gene Clbn). The transcript is spliced from 16 exons. NCBI's taxonomy places the organism in Eukaryota, Metazoa, Arthropoda, Insecta, Hemiptera, Pseudococcidae. The coding region runs from base 166 to 3108 and encodes 980 amino acids. The record is from RefSeq and is a predicted model, not a curated record. Gene Ontology annotation, molecular function: tRNA binding; ribosomal large subunit binding. Gene Ontology annotation, biological process: ribosome-associated ubiquitin-dependent protein catabolic process; rescue of stalled cytosolic ribosome. Gene Ontology annotation, cellular component: RQC complex.